AUCAACAGUGUUUGUCAAGCGUAAACAUUAGUUUUCUACAUCUUCUGUAAUUGACUUUGGAUUCUGCUGUAGUUUUCUAAUUUGUCUUAGUAAAAAAUAUGUCAGCCUCUUCACAAGGAGUCAUCCAAAUAGGAGAUGAUGAAGUCUUCCGCCGCAAACUUUUAAUGGAUGGCGAAGGCAUGGGUGAUGAUCGAAGAAUCAAUAUCCUUCUAAAAAGUUUCUUCAAAUGGGCCGAUGGAAAAAAUGAAUCGGAAGAAGAAAUUUUUGUAGGAUAUGAGCGACUGUUAACCUCUUUAGCAAACUGUGAGUUUUUGAUGUUUAAAUCACAGCAAGCUCAGAUUGUAAACAGUGCAGAAAUUAAUCACUAUGAAGAAUUAUAUUCAGAAAUUGAAAACAAAAUUGCUGAAGCUCAAAAUACCAUCUUGCAAAAAAAGUCUGAGUUGCAGCAGUCAAAGAGAGUUCGUAAAAAUAAGCAACAGUAUGAUGCUCUAGCCCGAAUAAUAGCUGAGCAGCCUGAUCGUAAAGAAACUCAUUCAAAACUGGAAGCUUUAGGAGAAGAGAUUGCAAAUCUUGAAAAGGAAAAGCAAGAACUUCAGAUGAGAUUGGAGAAGAGGCAUAAGCAAUUUAAAGUGCUUCUCAGUGCAGCUCAUCAAUUACAACAAAUUAUAAAAAGUGAAGAAGAUACUGAAAUGGAUAUGGAUUAAUAUAUUUUCAGCACUUGUAUGUACCUGUAAUGCAUUUUCAAAAGAAUUUUUGUGUAUAGCUUAUGUUGAAUGUAUCAAAACUGUCUGUAAUAAUGUAUUGAAUUGUUUUCAUUAAAAAUCAACAAAAAU
Messenger RNA from Uloborus diversus, 833 nucleotides. Its product is annotated as THO complex subunit 7 homolog. Bases 99 to 704 code for a protein of 201 amino acids. Gene Ontology annotation, biological process: mRNA export from nucleus; mRNA processing. Lineage: Eukaryota; Metazoa; Arthropoda; Arachnida; Araneae; Uloboridae. Gene Ontology annotation, cellular component: THO complex part of transcription export complex. The transcript is spliced from 6 exons. The record is from RefSeq and is a predicted model, not a curated record.